Molecule: messenger RNA, 2750 nt
Organism: Anopheles nili
Lineage: Eukaryota; Metazoa; Arthropoda; Insecta; Diptera; Culicidae
Gene: Scamp
Product: secretory carrier-associated membrane protein 5
Exons: 6
Coding region: 262-1314 (350 amino acids)
Biological process (GO): protein transport
Cellular component (GO): trans-Golgi network membrane; recycling endosome membrane
Source: RefSeq, a predicted model, not a curated record
AAAAAGCUAAAAAGACCGUAAAACUGUGAAACAGCUUUUCCAGCUGCUCGUGCGAUCAACAUUAAGUGCAUCGAUACCCAGCGUCUAGUCUUCAUUGCCAAAAGCCCCCCUCCCUAUACUAUCGGUGGUAUCGGAGAAGAAAGGAAGGCAACAAUCGGAAGUGUUCGAUUGAUUAGAACCCUACAGUUGACGCAGCUUAUUUUGUUUUGCAAUAUUACACCCCGAUAAGUAGUCAAGCGCUGCGCUGCUCAUCAACACACAAUGGCCGGAUUGAACGACAAUCCUUUCGGCGAACCGGAGAUCGACAAUCCGUUUGCGGAUCCAUCCAUUCAGCAGAUAACGCGGAACACUACUAGCUUGCAACAGACACUCGAUGACUAUCGACCUUUUGACAAUGACCAGAAUGUGUUGGGAAACAGCAGUGGCACAACACAGCCGGCCACCUUACACCCGUCCACACAAUCCCCUCCGGUCUACAACCAGAGUGGGGCUCAAUUUCAAACCAACAAUAAUGGCGCAAUGGCCGGUGGAAGUAAGUCCCCCGGAAUGACACAAAUCUCCACCGCCGAACUGGAGCGCGCUCAAGAAGAGCUAGAACGCAAGACACGCGAGCUGGAACGCCGGGAGGCAAAUAUUAUGCGGACAUCCAACGAACAAACCAACAAUUGGCCCCCUUUGCCGUCCAUGUGCCCUAUGCAGCCAUGUUUCUUCCACGACAUCAGCAUUGACAUACCAUUCGAGUUCCAGAAGACGGUCCAGCGGCUAUACAAGUUAUGGAUGUUCUACGCGAUAGUCAUGGUGGUAAACAUAUUCGGAGGCUUAGUGAUACUGAUCCAUUCCGGUGAAAUACGCACCUUCGGUCUGAGCAUCUUCUACGCGUUGUUGUUCACCCCGGCAUCGUUCCUUUGCUGGUACCGCCCAGCGUACAAGGCCUUUAAGACGGAUUCGAGCUUCAGCUUCAUGAUGUUCUUCUUCAUAUUUUCCUUCCAAGCGCUCGUUACUACUAUCCAGACCAUCGGCUUUCCUGGUUCUGGUACGUGCGGUGUCAUCAUGGCUGUGUCGCAGUUCAGUUCCGGUUGGGGAGUCGUGGUCGGUCUGUUUCUAAUGUGCAUAGCAUUCGCCUACGGUACCUGUGCGGUCGGAAAUAUUUUUAUGCUGACGAAGAUCCACCAAAUUUAUAGAUCGGGAGAAAAAAUCACUAUGAGCAAAGCGCGUGCCGAGUUCCAAAACGAAAUUUUGGGCAACUCGAUCGUACGGGACGCAGCGGCUGACGCCGCUCGUGCCUCCGUCCAGUCCACCUUCAACAGGUACUAGACGUUAUGCGUCUUUCAUCUUCACUAAUCCAUUAUUACUUCUACUCCUGUUGUUAUUACUACUAUUACGACUAUUUCUACUAAAAUCAUUGAUACAACUGCAAGCGUUCGAUAGCCGGAUGCUUCUCUCCCAAGUCCUGGUCUCUGAUCUGUUCCCUCAACGGAUGUUCCCUUGGGUUUACCUCAAACGAUCGCAACACGGAUAGUUCUCUUUCCCAUUUCCCAAGCACUCUACAAAGAGAAGAGCAAUAUUCAUACAUGCCAUGGCAAAUCACACCAUGGUUCGCUACAUAAUUGCUUCGCAAUGAAAUAACGUCAAUGUAUCACCAUUAUCAAUUGAACAUCCUCCUAGAGCGAAAAUUAGGCUCCCUUGUUUUCCGUUCUUGAUGUUCUAUAGUUUUUCUUCAUAUUCUCUGACUUUAUGACGUGAUCCCCACUUUAUUAGUGCCUUUAGUUCCUGAGUGUAGUGGUUUGAUUUUAUCGCGUGAUAUUUUAUCCUUACUGUUUUCCCGACAAAGCGUUCCCGUUUGUUAGCGCAGUUUCUUGCUCUUCUAUUCGUUUAGCUCUCAGAAUUCCACGUUGCGUGAAUGUGUUGGCAAAGUAUAAGAGAUAACACUUUUGUUUUUUCGUUAGACUUUUUUUUUACCGUCCUUUUCUAUAUCUGAGUUGUCAAGGAACAUAUCGUUUGAGAUCGAUAGAUAGAUAGAUAGAUAGCACCGGUUUUUAAAGAAGCUUGCAGCAAAUCUAUGAUCAGUGUCAUGGUGGUUUAAUUUUCAAUCGGCAAUCAAAGCCACUUUCAGGAAACUUUUAUCCCGCGAUGCAAUCUGUAUCUUGAAAUGAGAUAAUCAGUUUGCAUCUCGAGUUUCCGAAGAAAUUGAUACGGCAUAAGGACCGUUUGAACAAAAACUAAAACUUAUGUUAAGAGGAUGACUGAAAAGCAUAAAAGAUUCAUGGAAAGCCUUAUCUCUUUCAGUAGGUUUUUGUUAUACUGGGAGAACGUUCUGUGAGGACUGCGAAUCAUUUUCAUAUUAUUCUUUUGUUUGAUAUUAUUGUUUGCUUUGGAAAAAGUUGUGUUUCUGGCUCAGAUACGCUCAGAAAUACAGUAAAACGAUUCCCCUUAGUUUAUAAUGAGGUCGAGUUUUUUUUCGAAAUUCUGAGCGCUAACGACGAAAAUAUACAACAAAGUAUGAAAGAAUUCCUAACUGCCUGCUGGCAAUUGCUGUGUUGACGCAAAUGGUGGGAGAUAAAUGGUAAUUAAGCUUGAAAUUAAUUUCGAUGCGUUAAUAAUUAACUAAAAGAAAAUGUUGGCACAUUGAAAAACUUGUCGAAAAUUAGUGACAAGUGCGUCGAAUUGCGCGAUACUAAAUCAAAAAUAAUUACGGAACACUUACUUAUGGUUUAUAUUUAUGUUAGUAUUACGACGCGACAGAAAAAAAA